UGGUUCUCAUGCUUGUGCUAACUAAUCUGCUGGUGAAACUAGCAUACGAUUGGUUGCUCACUACAAACUGGCAGAAGUUAUGUAGCCCUCCAUUGCGCCAGAAUCAUGACUUUUGCGUGUUGCUAUGCCCCAGGCUUAGACGGCUGCGUGAAAGUGAAGAGAGCUCAACGACUUGCUCACCUUUCCAGAAAACUCGUAACCACCGCCACUACGUUCCGCGAAGCGUACCCUUCCUCCAAACCGCGCUCACCGUGUCGAAACUGCAUUCCCUGUCUCGAGUCCGCAUUCCCUGUCUCGACACCGCAUCCUUCGUUCAUAUCCUCCUAUCAACCGAACAACAUCGUCAACUCACUUUCAACCUACCUUACCUAUUCCGCAACCCAGCCUCCAGUCGCCAUGACGGUCCUCGGCGAACAAGAAACGACAGAGAUAACGCGCAAGGUCGAAGCUCUGGCCAGCACACUCCUUGUGCCCCACGAAUCUCCCGACGGCGAGUGGAAGCAACACUUCCGCAUCGACACCGACCUUCAAGGAAUCAAGUCACUACUUGCCGAGAAAAGAACGCGCCUACCAUACCUUCACCUUCCCGAUUGGCACCAGAAUGAAGUACUACACGCACUCAACUUGGUUGAGGCAUGCGUCAAAAAGAUGGAAGUGAAACACACCAGGUCAGUAGCAACAGAUGCCGUCGGAAACUUGACCUUCGUUGAUGGGGAUAGUGCUUCCUCCGUCUUCUCUAUUGUCGAGGAGUCUGUCACUGCUGUGAUAAACUCCACGCUUGACGAGAUCAGAAGAGGCGAAGUCUUGGCUGGUGCCCCCGCUUCUGCUCUGCAAGUCGCUGUGGGAAUGGUCGCCAGGCAGGAUGUUCUCGACGCUGUCUUCCAGAGAGCCAAUCUUGAAGCGCUUGGUUCUGAAGACGCCAUCAAGAAGCACGUUGUUGCAGCUCUUGCAAGUUUGCUACAGAGGGAGAUGAUGAGGUCGAUCGACAGUCUGUCCGGAUAUUGAUGCGACUCGACAGAAAAGACUUGAAUUGUUCUGUGAGCUCUCAACCACGACAGGGAAUAUUCGAUGCAUGAGAAACAUUCAAUGCGACAUGUG
Aureobasidium pullulans EXF-150 is the source of this 1098-nucleotide messenger RNA. RefSeq lists its product as uncharacterized. The transcript has 2 exons. Lineage: Eukaryota; Fungi; Ascomycota; Dothideomycetes; Dothideales; Saccotheciaceae. The coding region runs from base 106 to 1005 and encodes 299 amino acids. The record is from RefSeq and is a predicted model, not a curated record.